Molecule: messenger RNA, 2191 nt
Organism: Colletes gigas
Lineage: Eukaryota; Metazoa; Arthropoda; Insecta; Hymenoptera; Colletidae
Gene: Fem-1
Product: protein fem-1 homolog B
Exons: 9
Coding region: 133-2100 (655 amino acids)
Molecular function (GO): protein binding
Source: RefSeq, a predicted model, not a curated record
ACUUUGUCUGAAAUGCGAAGCGUAAAAUGGAAAAUUUGUGGUUAGAAUAACAUUGCCAAAUUUCAUCAGAAGAAGUUCACGGUGAAAGUGUUUUUAUACGACAUUUGUGAUACACAAAUAACAUUUAACGAAAUGGAAACUGUCAAUUCGAUUGAAGAUAUAAUAGAAAUGUCAGAAUCGUUGAUAACACGCGUUUAUUAUGCUGCCAAAGAUGGUAUGGCUAUUGUGCUUUAUGAUCUUCUCAGUAAUAAACCAUUUGAACAAGUUAAUUAUGUGAUUAAUAAAAAAGUAUUGGAAGAAGAUGGACAGCAAUGUACACCUUUAAUAAUAGCUGCAAGAUAUGGUCAUGAUAGAGUGGUUAAAAUAUUGCUUGAUAAAUUUAAACCCGACUUAGAACAAGAAGGGACGGUUAAAUUUGACGGAUGCGUUAUCGAAAAGGCAAGUGCUCUUUGGUGUGCAGCUGGCGCAGGACAUUUGCCAGUUGUAAAAACUUUAGUAAAAGCAGGCGCAGAUGUCAAUCAUCUGACCGAAAGUCAUUCUACGCCUUUGAGAGCAGCUUGUUUCGAUGGACGGUUAGAUAUAGUUAAAUAUUUAACAGAACAUAAUGCAAAUAUAAAUAUUUCAAAUCAUUUUAAUAAUACGUGUCUAAUGAUAGCUGCAUACAAAGGCCAUUCAGAUGUAGUAACGUAUCUUUUAGAAAAAGGCGCAGAUCCAAAUGGAAAGGCAAAUUGCGGUGUUACAGCAUUACACUUGGCUGCUGAAUGCGGACAUACUAUUAUAGUAUCCGAAUUAUUAUCGUACGGAGCGAAAAUGACAAAGGAUGUUAGGAAAAUGACACCGCUAAUAGUUGCAGCAGAGCGUAUUAGAGCCAUUGUUGUCGAAUGGUUAAUACAAUGCGCAGGAGUAUCUAAAGAAGAAACGAUCGAAGCAUAUGAACUUCUUGGUGCUUCUUAUGCUAAUAAUGUCUAUAAAGGAAAUUAUUCUUUGGCAAAAGCAUAUAAAUAUUUCUGCAAAGCAAUGGAGCUUAGGUUUAUGGAUCCUGAAAACAUUAUUCAUAAAAAAUUAGGUGAAUCGGUGAAGGCGUAUGAUAAUUGGAAAGAAUGUGAGACAUUAGAAAAGCUGAAAAGUAUUAAGAACAAUCAGAAUGCUAUUAAUAUGGAAUCAUUGGCUAUUAGGGAGAGAAUUCUAGGGCAGCAUAAUCCAGAAUUACCACAUCAUAUAAUAUUCAGAGGGGCAGUAUUUGCAGACUAUGCCAGGUUUGACAGAAGUAUAGAUUUGUGGCUUCAUGCUUUGAAUCUAAAACAGUUAAAUAAAGUAUCGGUUGUAAAGGAUCUCCUUAGGUUUGCACAGAUAUUUUCACAAAUGAUACACGUCGGGGUGGAUUUCGAUUUUUCUCAAGUUUUGAGUGUUUUGGAAGCUUGUGUAACUGAACUUAGUCGUAAUAAAUCUGAAAUCAAUAAACCUGUUUCUAAAGAAGAUAUUGACCAACAUAUUAAGGAGAUGGAAUCGAACAUUACAAGUACACUGUAUAUAUUAGCAAUAUUAACGAAACUUCUAACAGCGAAUGAAAGUAGAUAUACGGAAGAAGAUAAAGAUAAAGCGUAUCGACUAGUUCAUAAACUCUGCAUCUUACAAUUAAGUUUGAGGGAUGGACAGACAUUACUACAUCUUGCCGUGAAUUAUGAGACUCCUGUUGAUGACUUCCACAUUAAUGACACCUGCAAAUUUCCUUGUGCCGAAACGGCAAAAUUACUUGUGCGUUGCGGGGCUGACGUAAAUGCUAUGGACAAUAAAAGAAAUACGCCAUUACAUGUGAUCGUUAGUUGCAGAACAUCAGUUAGUGAUUUUGCAACACUUUAUUCCAUUAUUAUGGAACUUACAGACGCUGGAGCACAUAUGGACACUGUAAAUAGUCGAGGAAAAACUCCAUAUUAUGCUGCCACUACAGGUGAGGCAGAAUUAAUAUUGCGGACUCGGACAAAAUUGUCAUUGAAAUGUAUGGCUGCGAAAGCCGUAAAGACAUACAACUUACCUUAUUGCGAACGAGUGCCUCGUUCUUUGGAAAGUUUUAUUGAACUGCACGGGCCUGGACUUAAUUAGGGUUAAAAUUAUUACCGAACAAUAUAAAUUUUUAAUAAAUAAAUUACACUCGUAAUUAAGUAAAAUUUAUAAGAUUAAGCUAUAAGUUUUG